AUGUCGACAAUUACCACCACAUCCACCAUAUCCUCAUCCAUAAACAAAGUUAUUAAUGAUAACGAGCAAAAUAAUAACGAACUAGUUUCGUUAAGUUCUCACUCGAAAUAUGAUGAUGGUUUCAGAGAAAGAUUUAAUCAAAACAUGGAUAAUAAAUUUGCACUUCAAAGUACCAUUAAUAAAAGAGCGGCGAAUCCAAAUAAAACCAACGCGAAAGGUCUAACGUACUACAUUAUGAAUCCUAGUGAUUUACGAGAAGAUUAUCCAGUCUGGCAUUAUUUUUAUCUUUGCACGCUGAUAUUUGGAGCAUUUAUUACUUUAUUCAUUGUACCUGUCGUAUUCGGUAUGUUGGCGGCAAUUGGCGGUAUUGGGACUCCACUUGUUUUAUCAAUCGUUGGAAGUUUUUUCGGUCUUUUCCUUGGAGCUGUAUUUGGCGUUGUAUUCGCAGUAGUUUGCAUUAUUUUCUUGAUGAAAUCUCUUGGUUUUGCUGCCGAAUGGAUUUUGGAUGUUCUUUCUAAUGGUGGUAAUGAUUUAGUUGAAAUUACCAAAGAGCAAUUUAUCCAAUUUGUUAAUAACUCUCCAUCUCAAUAA
Molecule: messenger RNA, 591 nt
Organism: Entrophospora sp. SA101
Lineage: Eukaryota; Fungi; Glomeromycota; Glomeromycetes; Entrophosporales; Entrophosporaceae
Source: the annotation of a GenBank genome assembly